AUGCUUCUUGCUGGGGAGGUCGAUGCAGUGUGGGACUGCAAGCCCGACAAGAAAGAUGACCCUAUCAAUUGGGUAGAGCUCAAGACAUCUGCAACAAUACGACAUGCAAACGACGCUAUAAAUUUUGAGCGCAAGCUUCUCAAGUUCUGGGUCCAAUCAUUUCUCCUCGGAGUUCCAAAAAUAAUAGUCGGCCGGCGUGACCAAGAUGGUUAUCUCCUAGCAAUUGAAGAGUAUACUACCGAUGAGAUUCCCAAUAUUCCCAAAAGAGGGGCAAAUACAUGGGAUGCAAACACGUGCAUUAACUUUGCCUCUCAGUUUCUGACUUGGUUGAAGACAAUCGUAAACUCGGAAGGGGUUUGGAAAAUUCGAAAGGCUGCCAAGUCUGGUCAGAUUGAAGUGCUUAAAACCCAAGAAACUGGCCAUGGAAACAUUCUGACCCCCGAAUUUGUCGAAUGGAGAUCGCAAGGGUAG
Molecule: messenger RNA, 471 nt
Organism: Trichophyton verrucosum HKI 0517
Lineage: Eukaryota; Fungi; Ascomycota; Eurotiomycetes; Onygenales; Arthrodermataceae
Exons: 3
Coding region: 1-471 (156 amino acids)
Biological process (GO): NAD-cap decapping; nuclear-transcribed mRNA catabolic process
Cellular component (GO): cytosol; nucleus
Molecular function (GO): mRNA 5'-diphosphatase activity
Source: RefSeq, a predicted model, not a curated record